AUGGGGAGCUGCGCUGGGAAGAGCGGCUGGGCUGAGAGGCGGCCAGUGCUCUUUCCGUUCCUGCUGUCUUUGUUCUGCCUGGCGCUCUCUGACCAAAUCCACUACAGGAUUCCUGAGGAGAUGCCCGAGGGCUCGGUGGUGGGGAAUCUCGCCAAGGACCUGAGACUCAGUGUCCACGAGUUACCGACUCGAAAACUGCGCGUCAGUUCGGAGAAGCCUUACUUCACUGUGAGCGCGGAGAGCGGGGAGUUACUUGUGAGCAGCAGGCUAGACCGGGAGCAGAUAUGCGGGAAGAAGUCAGCUUGUGCUCUGGAAUUUGAGGUUGUUGCUGAAAAUCCAUUGAACUUUUAUCACGUGAAUGUAGAGAUCGAGGAUGUCAAUGACCACACGCCAAAAUUCUCGCAAAAUUCCUUUGAGCUACAAAUAAGUGAGUCCACAAAGUCCGGGGCACGAUUUAUUUUAGGAUCUGCCCAUGAUACAGAUAUUGGUACCAAUUCCCUACAGAAUUACCAGCUUAGUGCUGAUGAUCAUUUCUCACUUGUGAUUAAAGAGAAGUUGGAUGGCAGUAAAUACCCUGAGCUGGUACUAAUGACACCUUUAGACAGGGAAGAACAGAAGUCCUACCACUUGACCUUGACGGCCUUGGACUUCGGGGAUCCACCCCUGAGCAGUACUGCACAGAUACAAGUCCUGGUAACUGAUGCCAACGAUAACCCUCCAGUGUUCAGCCAAGAACUAUACAGGGUGGAGCUUCCAGAAAACGUGCUUCCAGGCACCACUGUGCUUAGAGUAAUGGCCACUGACCAAGAUGACGGUGUCAAUGCCGAGAUCACUUUCUCUUUCACUGAAGCAGGCCAGGUUACCCAGUUUGACCUGAAUUCUAAUACUGGGGAAAUUAUUAUUCUAAAUACGUUAGAUUUUGAGGAAGUAAAAGAAUAUUCCAUAGUUUUGGAAGCAAAGGAUGGUGGAGGAAUGAUUGCCCAGUGUACAGUGGAGAUAGAAGUCCUAGACAUAAAUGACAAUGCCCCAGAAGUGAUAUUCCAAUCUCUACCGGAUUUUAUUAUGGAGGACACCAAGCUGGGAACACACAUUGCUUUGCUCAAAAUCCGAGACAAGGAUUCCGGACACAAUGGAGAGGUUAUUUGUAAAUUAGAAGGCGAUGUUCCAUUUAAAAUACUGGCUUCUUCAAGAAACACAUAUAAAUUAGUUACAGAUGGAGCUCUAGACCGCGAACGGACCCCUGGGUAUAACAUCACCAUCACAGCCACUGACAAAGGCAAGCCACCCCUCUCCUCCAGCUCGAGCAUCACGCUGCACAUCGGUGAUGUAAAUGACAACAUGCCAGUUUUUGAACGGGCUUCCUAUGUGGUCCAUGUAGCAGAGAACAACCCUCCUGGUGCCUCCAUCACUCAAGUAAGCGCCUCUGACCCUGACCUAGGGCCCAACGGCCACGUCUCCUACUCCAUCGUGGCCAGCGACCUGCAGCCGCGCGCGCUGUCGUCCUACGUGUCCGUGAACCCGCAGAGCGGCGUGGUAUUCGCGCAGCGCGCCUUCGACCACGAGCAGCUGCGCGCCUUCGAGCUGACGCUGCAGGCCCGCGACCACGGCUCGCCCGCGCUCAGCUCCAACGUGAGCCUGCGCGUGCUGGUGGGUGACCGCAACGACAACGCGCCCAGGGUGCUGUACCCGGCGCUGGGGCCCGACGGCUCGGCACUCUUCGACACGGUGCCGCGCGCCGCGCAGCCCGGCUACCUGGUCACCAAGGUGGUGGCAGUGGACGCCGAUUCUGGACACAACGCCUGGCUGUCCUACCACGUGCUGCAGGCCAGCGAGCCCGGACUAUUCAGCGUGGGGCUGCGCACGGGCGAGGUGCGCACGGCGAGGGCCUUGGGCGACAGGGACGCGGCCCGCCAGCGCCUGCUGGUCGCUGUGCGCGAUGGGGGACAGCCGCCCCUCUCGGCCACCGCCACGCUGCUCCUGGUUUUCGCCGACAGCCUGCAGGAGGCGCUGCCGGACCUCAGUGACCGGCCCGUGCCGUCUGACCCCCAGGCCGAGCUGCAGUUUUACCUGGUGGUGGCCUUGGCCUUGAUCUCGGUGCUCUUCCUCUUGACGGUGAUUCUAGCUGUCGCCCUGCACCUGCGACGCUCCUCCAGCCCUGCUGCUUGGGGCUGCUUUAAGCCUGGUCUCUGUAUCAAGUCUGAACCUGGGGUUCUCCCCAACUACAGUGAAGGAACUUUACCUUAUUCGUACAAUCUGUGCGUUGCCCAUACUGGAAAGACAGAGUUUAAUUUUCUAAAAUGUAGUGAGCAGUUGAGUUCAGGACAAGAUAUACUUUGUGGUGAUUCAUCUGGAGCCUUAUAUCCCUUUUGUAAUUCCAACGAGUCGACUUCUCAUCAGGUGAGUUUCCUGUAA
This is a messenger RNA of Budorcas taxicolor (takin), 2412 nucleotides long. RefSeq names its product protocadherin gamma-B4-like. Gene Ontology annotation, cellular component: plasma membrane. The record is from RefSeq and is a predicted model, not a curated record. Gene Ontology annotation, molecular function: calcium ion binding. The transcript has a single exon. NCBI's taxonomy places the organism in Eukaryota, Metazoa, Chordata, Mammalia, Artiodactyla, Bovidae. Gene Ontology annotation, biological process: homophilic cell-cell adhesion. The coding region runs from base 1 to 2412 and encodes 803 amino acids.